GUCACCUUGGAUACCAAAGACGCAACUUUUUGUUUGGAGAGGGGGGCGCUUUAGCGAGAGAGACCCAGGAGAUCAAAACUCAAGAGAACAAUAAAAGCCUAAGUAAGGACCAGAACCAAGGGAAGGGAAUUGUGAGAAAUGGAAGAUAGCUCCACAGACACAGAAAAAGAAGAGGAAGAGGAGGAGGGUGAAGGGUCUGAACCAGACAUCGGUUACGCCGUAGUGCCCACGAUUAACAUUCAAGAUGAGCGGUUUGUUGACUUAUCUGCAACUCCAGCUUUCCUUUGCCUGAAUGAGCUACACGCGCUGGGAAAAAUUCCUGGAACCAGAAUGGCGGAGUUGAAAGCCAAGUACACGUUGCUGCAUGACGCAGUGAUAAGCACACAGGAGUCCGAGAUCGAGCUGCUGCAGAACGCCAAGCGCUUUGCUGAGCAGAUCCAGCAGCAGCAGUUCCACCUGCAGCGAGCCGAAGGCUUCCCGGAGUCGCUGUCCACCGAGGUCUCCAAGAUGCGGGAGCAACUGCUCAAGUACCAAAAUGAGUACAACGCCGUGAAGGAGAGAGAGUUCCACAACCAGUACCGGCUGAACAGCUUAAUGGAAGAAAAGAACCUCAUAUUAAAGGAAUUUGAGAAGAUACCAAAGCCAGGAGAAAUAGAGAAGAGGAUGAAAAUUCUGAAAGAAAGCACUGAAGAAUUACGUAAGGAAAUAAUACAGAAGAAAUUAGAAAUUAAAAAUUUACGAGAGGACUUGGCAUCUAAGCAAAAGCAAUUGGUCAAGGAGCGGAAGGAACUAGAAGAAGUGUUGGAACACCAGGUCGUCCUGAAGGAUGAAGUGGUCCAACAUCAAACUAUUCCUAUACAGAUCGGAAAGGAGAUAGAAAAAAUAAUGCGCAAAAAAGUAGAAAUGGAACGGAAAAAAAUUGUCUUGGAGUACGAAGUCAAAGAACUAAACAACUCCCUAAAGAAAGUGGAAAGCAAAGUUAGUGCUCUGGUGGAAGAGAAGGAGGAUGUAAUGAAGGAAGUUGAAAGCAAACGAGCCUUACUCGAAGUCAGAGAGCGGGAGUAUAACCAACUAGUCAAGCUUUUGGAAUUAACCCGGGAGAAUGAAGCGUCGUCACUGACCGAAAGAGGGAUUUUGGACCUCAGUUUACGAAACAGUCUCAUCGACAAGCAGAACUACCAUGAUGAGCUUUCUCACAAGCAGAGAGAAAAGGAACGAGAUUUUCGAAACUUAAAAAAGAUGGAGCUCCUCCUGAAAGUGUCAUGCGAAGCCCUCACGCAGACCCAAGCUUUGCACCAGAGGCUCCUGCUGGAGAUGGAAGUGAUCCCUAAAGAUAACUCUGUGUUAUCGGAAAGAAGGCGAGAGCUCUACAAGGAAGUUGAAGUCGCUAAGAGGAAUUUGACCCAGCAGAAAGUUCUAUCAGAAGCUGAGUCAAAGUUAGUAGAACAACAACUUGCUGAAGAAAGCAGCCUCGUACAGGACCAAGAAACCUUUCGAAAUUUGGUAGUCAACCUUGUCCGUGUGAUAAAAGUAAAAACUGAUGAAAAGGAACAAAAGUCCAAGGAUUUCUUGAGAGCUAAGCAAAAGUACGAGAACCUUGUCAAGGAAAUCAAAACAAAGGAUCUUGAAAUCAGAGUACACAAGAAGAAAAGGCAUGAAAUUCAUCGGAGGCUCAAAGAAUUCGCUAAACUCUAUGACACAAUUCGUAAUGAGAGGAACAAGUUCGUCAACCUACUCCACAAAGCUCACCAGAAAGUAAACGAAAUAAGAGAAAAGCAUAAGACAUCACUAAAUGAGCUGGAAAUUUUAAGAAGCAGUGCGGUGACUCAAGAGAGAAAGAUCCAGAACAGCCUGUGGAAGCAGGCCAACAACAUCACCAUCAGAGAGAGCAUGCGAAGUGAUGUGUGCAAAAUUGUGACGAAAGUGCAGCAAAUGAAAGAGAAGAAGGAAACGCAGUUAAACAACCUGGACAGUCUGGCACACACGAUCACCAUGAUAGAGGAGGAGAUGGUGCAGCUUCGCAAGAAGUAUGAGAAAGCUGUCCAGAGGAGAAAUGAAAGUGGCGUCCAGCUGAUAGAGCGGGAAGAGGAAGUGGCCAUUUUUUAUGAAAAAAUAGACAUCCAAGAAAAGCUGAAACUCAAUGGGGAAAUGGAAAUACACAUCCUGGAGGAAAAGAUCCGCUUCAUGAAGUUGAAAGUUGCAGAGAAGCAAAGACAGAUUCAUGUGUCCCAGAAACUACUGCCAAAAAAGAGGGCCCUGGACGAGGGGCUGGCGGUGCUCCAGAUUCAGUUUUCACAGUGUACAGACAGAAUCAAAGACCUGGAGAAAAAGUUUAUAAACCCUGAGGGUAAGAACAGAACCCGCCUUCUUCCAGGGAAAGAUCUGACCCAAGAAGAAAUGAUCAAAAAAUUAGAUAAGCUGGAACUGCAGCUGGCCAAGAAGGAGACGCAGUUACUGGAGAAGGAUUUCAUCUAUGAACAGGUCUGCCGGCUCACAGACAGGCUCUACAGCAAGACUGAGGCCUGCAAGAUGGACACACUGCACCUAGCCAAGAAGAUGAACGGCUAUCAGAGAAGAAUCAAAGAUGCUACCGAAAAAAUGAUGGCUGUCAUCGCUGAGCUGUCCAUGACACAAGCCUUGACCAUUGAACUCCAAAAGGAAGUCAGAGAGAAGGAAGAAUUCAUCUUCUCUUGCACCUCCAGGAUAGAAAAGGGUCUGCCGCUCCAUAAAGAGAUUGAGAUGCAGUGGCUGAAGGUUCUCCGCGAUGAGAAGAUGUACACCUUGGCGGUGGCUGAGAGGUCCCAGGAGUUGCUAGAAACAGAGAAUCGCCAGCUGCCCAGUGGCAUUUACACAACCGCGGAGCAGCGUCCCAAUGCCUACAUCCCAGAAGCAGAUGCUACUCUGCCUUUACCCAAACCGUACGGUGCUCUGGCUCCAUUUAAGCCCAGCAAGCCCGGAGCCAACAUGAGGCACAUGAGGAAACCUGUUAUAAAGCCGAUCGAAAUCUGAACGUGUGAGCUGGUCCAGGCCCCUCAGAGAGAGGAUCCAAGCAGGCGUCUUCACUCCUCCACCUGGAGAAUGUCCGCGCCCUGUCGCUACAAUCCAGACAAAUGAGGUACAGCCAACCGCAGGGAUAACACAGUUUGCUGUUGUAAUCACCAGCUACCACCUUUUUCAUUGUGUUUAGUAGGACAUAGAGUCGUUCUACAGUUAUGUCAAAGCAUAUAAUUGAAUUGCUCCCAUAAUUCCUUUCUAUUCUUUAUACUGAUGUUUAGAAAUACAUAGAAUGCAAAGUGCUGUAAAAGUGUAGAAUAAAUAAAUUUUCAAUGAGGUGUGAAAGCACAGUGUUCUUUACUAGAGAAAACACAAAUCCUGUGGGGUACUGCAUU
Molecule: messenger RNA, 3389 nt
Organism: Octodon degus (degu)
Lineage: Eukaryota; Metazoa; Chordata; Mammalia; Rodentia; Octodontidae
Gene: Ccdc146
Product: coiled-coil domain containing 146
Exons: 19
Coding region: 139-3009 (956 amino acids)
Cellular component (GO): cytoskeleton
Source: RefSeq, a predicted model, not a curated record